This is a messenger RNA of Exophiala oligosperma, 1197 nucleotides long. RefSeq lists its product as uncharacterized. The record is from RefSeq and is a predicted model, not a curated record. The transcript has a single exon. Lineage: Eukaryota; Fungi; Ascomycota; Eurotiomycetes; Chaetothyriales; Herpotrichiellaceae. Bases 1 to 1197 code for a protein of 398 amino acids.
AUGAUCCCGGAACCGUUUUCGAUUACUACUGGCGUUCUUGGUAUUAUUGGAUUUCUCAACCUUGCCCGAGCAGGCGCACAAGCCCUAUACAAAGAUGUCCAGGCAUACCAAGAUGCUCCGAAAGAUGUGUUGAAAUUUUCGAAAGAUGCCAACUUGGUUGAGUAUCGGAUCGACCUUUGGAAGCGUGCUUGGCUCAUUAGGCCUGAUUCGCACCAGGAUUGGCCUGUGGAACUUUGGGGUGAACGUGGCUGGGAGUCCAUCUGCCACCUGAUCGAUACACUCGAGUCUCUCUCCCGGUCUAUCGACGAUAUGUUCGAGCCAUAUCUCCAGGAGUUUGUGGCCGACCAGCCUAUGGCCAGUACUUCAGGUGGCAACCACGCGAGCGCUCCCUCCAUAGCUGCCGAUGCCCUGAGGAGGAGGGCAAUGGAUAAGGGCAACAAAGAUCGCCUGGCAGCCAGAAUAUUCUGGCUCCAGAAGAUUUCAUACGCUCUAGCGAACAGAGAAAACCUCAAGACACAUUUCGACCAAUACAAAGGAUUGAUCGAUAGCCUUCGCAGCAUGAGCAAGGAGGCAUACUUUGAGUGUCACAACGUUGCCCGGUGCAUUACAAACCGGGAGAGGAGGGAGAUGACGAUCAAAAGUAUGCUUGUUGCCCAGGCUCUCAAAACAAGAGACGCCUCAUGGGCGCUGCAUCACUCCUGCAAAAGUGCCGGAAAAGGUGUAGUGGAGUUGGAACUCAGCCUCCUACGAUGGAAAUUGAAUGAGAACACGGGGCGACCCUUCCACUCCGGCAUUCCAGAACGACUGUGUUACUAUGUGACACUGACACCAGACGCUCCCGACUCUCCCGCAGAACCACCAGGUGGUGCACCUGAGCGCAAGCUCGAGCUGCUGUUUGAAAGGCGCAAUAGUUCGCCAAUGCAAUGCAUCGCAUCAUUCGCGGAAGUUUGCGCGGCGCUUAGCGACAAUCAAACCGCGUAUCUGCGCUGUCCAUGUGUUUCCGAAACCCAACCGAAUCAAAGGCUCAUAUUCAAGUGCUGCACAUCAGACGAUCCGUUCGCCUCUAACGAGCGCCGACAAUCGAGCCUAAAAGACCUUAUAACCAGCUCGGCAACAAGAGCUCAGCUUUCGGAGAUGUCGUUACGGGACAGGGUUGAAGCAGCUUACGUAUCGCAGAAUGCAGUUUCCUACUGCUAG